This is a messenger RNA of Saitoella complicata NRRL Y-17804, 1596 nucleotides long. RefSeq names its product acetyl-CoA synthetase-like protein. The coding region runs from base 1 to 1596 and encodes 531 amino acids. Gene Ontology annotation, molecular function: long-chain fatty acid-CoA ligase activity. Gene Ontology annotation, cellular component: endoplasmic reticulum; membrane. NCBI's taxonomy places the organism in Eukaryota, Fungi, Ascomycota, Saitoellomycetes, Saitoellales, Saitoellaceae. The transcript is spliced from 2 exons. The record is from RefSeq and is a predicted model, not a curated record.
AUGGACGUCGACUGGAUCACUGUCGCCUUGCUGGUCGUAAUCGUAUGGAUCAUCGUGUUCCUCCAGCCAAAGGAACCAGAUGUGCACCCUCUCAUCCUCCACUCUCAAUCGGUCAUCUCGCGGAUCAGAUAUCCUGACGAGUCAGCUACAUACAGAUCGAACCAGACGCCCCAUGGACAACCUUUGCUAUCCGGCCUCUCAAUCAGUAGGGCUUAUGAGCAGCCAAAGGACGGGGACAUGAGGGAUAUAUUGAAGCUCUUUGCACAGAAUGAGAAGAAGGCUACCAUCGGGUGUGUUCGAGGAAACGACGUGGAAUACUAUGGAAACGCUAGGUUCAUUGCCGAGGUCAACAAGUUUGCAUCCACGAUAGUGGAGCUCGUCCCGGGAGCUUCCAAGAUCGCCAUAGCUCUACCCAAUAACUACGAGAAUCUCGUAGCUAGCUUUGGAUCGGCGGUUGCGGGUCUGACAGUCGUUCUUCCUCCAGCGAACACGUCUGAUUAUACGGAGACAGUGGCACAAACUGUUAAGCAGACAAGUGCUGACAUCCUCAUCACCUCGGCAGGUGUCAUUCCGAGCUCCGCUUUAGAAGCCUGCGCCAGUAUGAAGGCAGUCAUUGUUGUCGAAGCAACACAUGACGUCAGUUUCACUUCUAUGACAAGUACAAGGCCGAUCAAGUCUUGGUCCGACUUUCUCUCCGCUCCAUCAUCUACCGAUGUCUCUGCCAGCCAAUUCAAUGCAAAGAGCCCUGCAAUGAUUUGUCUCAGUCCGCAACCGAGCGGAGAGCUCUUGGAGACUGAGAUCUCUCAUAGCGAGUUGAUCGCAGCAGUUGGAGCACAGAUGGCGAUUUUGCCGCGAGGCAAGAAGAUCAGCCCAGAAGAUCGCACGGGAAUCUUGCUUCCUCUGUCCAAUGCAUAUGCGAGAGUGAUGACAUACGCCGCUAUGGCGUCGGGAUCAUCAAUCAUUCUUACGACAUCAACAACUUCCGAAGUUCCAUUAGGAGCACUGUCUCCCGGGAAACCGACAAUCAUUGUUGCCUCGUCAACGAGCGUGCAGAGCAUGGCAGACGAUUUGCGUUAUUUGACAGGUAAGACUGCGCGUAACUCGAUCCAGUUUCGAGGCGCUUUGAACAUACUCCGUAAGGGCCGUAUGCCAUUCGCGAACGAGUUCUUUAUGCAUAAGGUGAAAGUGAGUGAAGGACUGCGGUUGGUGUAUUGUCCUUUUGCUCCUGGGUCCAACACUUUACUCGCUGCGGAUCUUAGUGCGAUCAGGGGCAUGUUCGGUUGUUCCGUGAUUGUAGCAUUGACGCUCCCACGCAUUGCUACGCCUAUCACACAGACACAUAUUCAAGACUACCGUGACGAUGACGGCGGUGCUUUGGAAACAGCCGCUGGUGCGCCUUUGCCCUGCCUCGAAUGCAAGGUUGUUGAUGUGGGGGAACAUGGUUUGACUUCAGAAGACGCAAAGGGACCCAGUGGAGAGUUGUACGUUCGAGGACCGGGUGUGCAAAGUGGGGGCAAGGAAGACGGAUGGUGUAGGACUGGUGUGAUGGCCAGGUGGAAUACAGACGGGACUUUGCGUGUCUUACAUGUGGUCUGA